Harpegnathos saltator (Jerdon's jumping ant) is the source of this 507-nucleotide messenger RNA. RefSeq lists its product as uncharacterized. The record is from RefSeq and is a predicted model, not a curated record. The transcript has a single exon. The coding region runs from base 130 to 342 and encodes 70 amino acids. NCBI's taxonomy places the organism in Eukaryota, Metazoa, Arthropoda, Insecta, Hymenoptera, Formicidae.
ACGAGCGAAUGAGCAGGACGCAUACUUCAGUGUGUUUGGCGAUUUUUCGUCUGGCGAAAUCGGUCGGAUCAGAGAGUCUGUCUGAAAUUUUGUGUUAAAAACGGAAUUAAGUGCAGCGAAGCGUUCAAAAUGUUAAAGAGGGCCUUUGGCGACGAUACCAAGUCGCAACCACGAGUUUAUGAAGGGUACAAACGCUUUCAGGAAGGCCGAGAAGACAUCGAAGAUGACGCGAGGUCUGGGCGUCCUGGCACGUCCACCAGUGAUGAAAAGCAGUGGACAAAGUUAAAGAGAUUGUGCUUGCUAAUAGAAGAAUCACCAUUAGAGAGGUUGCUGAAGAAAUAGGAAUUUCAUACGGCUCACGCGAAGCGAUUUUUACUAAUGUUUUGAACAUGAAACGAGUGGCAGCGAACCUGCUGAAUUUUCAAGAAAAACAGCAUCGCGUAACCAUCGCGAAACCACCUUAUUCUCCAGACACAGCCCCCUGUGACUUUUUCCUAUUUCCCAAAC